Molecule: messenger RNA, 969 nt
Organism: Alexandromys fortis (reed vole)
Lineage: Eukaryota; Metazoa; Chordata; Mammalia; Rodentia; Cricetidae
Product: olfactory receptor 7G2-like
Exons: 2
Coding region: 16-969 (317 amino acids)
Biological process (GO): G protein-coupled receptor signaling pathway
Cellular component (GO): plasma membrane
Molecular function (GO): olfactory receptor activity; G protein-coupled receptor activity
Source: RefSeq, a predicted model, not a curated record
AGAUUCGUCAACAUCAUGGAGGGUAGAAAUCAAACAGAUGCCCUACAGUUCUUUCUUGCGCGACUAACAGAUGAUCCAGCUGUGCUACCACUCACAUUCAGCUUCUUUCUCUGCAUCUAUCUGGUCACUGUCCUUGGAAACCUACUCAUCAUCAUGGUUGUGAGUUUGGACCACCACCUCCAUACUCCCAUGUAUUUUUUUCUCUCUAAUCUUUCAUUUGUUGACAUAUGUCUAAGUUCAACUACUAUCCCAAAGCUUCUGGUUAACAUGCAAACAUGGGAUCAGACCAUCAGCUAUACAGGCUGCCUCACUCAAGUCUGCUUUAUUUUGGAAUUUGCUUCCUUAGAAAACUGUCUCCUUGCUGUGAUGUCCUAUGAUCGAUAUGUGGCCAUUUGUCACCCUCUGAGGUACACAGUCAUCAUGAACCCUAGCCUUUGUGUUUGGCUAAUUAUAUUGUGUCUGGUUAUUAGCCUUGAAAACUCUCUUCUGCUUGGUCUGAUGUUAUUGAGGUUGUCCUUCUGCACAAAUAUGGAAAGCCCCCUAAUCUACUGUGAACUUGCUCAGGUAAUCAAACUUGCCUGCUCAGAUACCCUAAUCAAUAACAUUCUGAUAUAUCUUUCAACAUUCAUCUUUGGUGGUGUUCCAAUCUCUGGAAUAAUUUUCUCUUAUGUAAAAAUUGUCUUUUCAGUAAUGAGAAUAUCGUCAUUGAAAGGAAGGUACAAAGCCUUUUCUACUUGUGUUUCUCAUCUAGCUGUUUUGUCAUUGUUCUAUGGUACAGCUCUGGGGGUUUACAUUAGCUCUGCUCUGACUAUUUCAACAAGAAGUACUGCAGUGGCUUCACUGAUGUACACUGUGGUCCCUCAAAUGAUGAACCCCUUUAUCUAUAGUCUAAGGAAUGGUGAUAUAAUGGAAGCAUUGAGGAAACACGUGGGGCAGCUUUCAGAGGUGUUGAGAGAAGGAAAAUUGUAA